AUGCAAAUCAACCCUUCGAGAGCCGAUCUUUGGAGCGGCCAUAAAAUCGGCCUCGUCACAAUGGAGAACCCAUUCAGCAACAACAUCCGCGAGGAGAGCUCAAAACCAACGCCACUCACGCACGGAUUGGCUUUAGCGUCCAUUAAUGAGCUAUUGAAAAAUGAUAGCAGAAAUGAUUCCGACGCGGCGGAAUUAUCA
Molecule: messenger RNA, 198 nt
Organism: Iphiclides podalirius (scarce swallowtail)
Lineage: Eukaryota; Metazoa; Arthropoda; Insecta; Lepidoptera; Papilionidae
Source: the annotation of a GenBank genome assembly